UUUUCACUACUGAAAUGGACACUGAUAAGGACAGUUAUGAUGACUUCAUGAACGAUGGUUCUGAGGAAAUCGAACAGAUGAAGAUUAAGGAGAAGAAGAGGAAGAAGAAGGAAAAGUCUAUGCGACAGACAAUGAAGAAAAAGAAAAAACUGACGGUACCUAAGGGACCUAAAUGUGAGAGAAGAAAGUCUGUAAUACAGAGUCGGAAGGAUGUGAACGAUCUGAUAGGUGAAGGAAGAGGAAUCACGAAGCAAUUUGGUCACACUUCCAGUGAGAGCUCCCUUGAAUGCGACCAAGAUUCCAAAGAGAGCCCAUAUAAACUAACUAUUGAGAAGAGCGUUGCUUCUCAAUUGCCAAAACUCAAAAUAUCAGAUGUAAAUCCUGACGAGUGGAACAACAUCCCAUAUCCCUUGGUUGACUGCGUCAAGGCCAUUCUGGAUGACCUCAGAAUGAAAGACCAGGCUUUCACAGAUCAGCAGCAGAAGUUCCAGGAUCUCACAGCCAAAGUUGACUUUCAAAUGAAUAGAACCGCCACUGAAAUGGAGAAACUAGAGGAAAGCGUUGAUAAUAAAAGUGCUAGAUUAGAAAAAUAAUAUCAGUCAGGUUUACAACAUGCAGAGGAAAAGACUAGAAAAUGAGACAGUCAAAAUCAAAGCUCAAGUCGAAACCUAUGAAAUGGACAUGCAAAAUCAGUUCAAAUCUGUUACUGCAAAGUUAGCCAAGAUGGAAGAGUACGGCACUAUUAAAUCCCAUAUCCAGGAUAGUGUUGAACACUGCAAAUUUGAUAUCCAGAGGAUGAUCGAGAAACAACUUGAAUAUCUUGAAGAAUCAAUGCAUAAGACAAUGAACAAGAAGCUACAAGUGCCAGACCUUAUUGGGGAAGAUCAAAAAUAUGCUUCUUUGCAAAUCUUUGCCGCUGAGAUAGACAAAACUCUUCUCCAAAAACAGGAGGAAAUCGAAACUAUGAAUGACAAAAUCGAUAAUGGACAGAAAGAGCUCAAAACUUUCCUAACAAAGCACUUAAAAGUUGUUAAGAAGGAGUUCAUUGCUUCUCUAAACGAACAAAUUUCUCAGUCUGAAACUAAACUUCAAGAGCACAUUGGUGAUAAUAUUCAACUAGAAAUUGAUCGCAUAAAUACAAAAUUCGAGGAAAGCAUCGUUGAGCUCAAGAAUGUAAGUUCUGUUGAUGAAGGAACGUUUAAGAAGGCCAUUGAACAACUCAAUCAGGAGUCCAACAAACUUGAGCAACUUCUUACCUCUAAAAUAGUUAAGGCCUACCAAGACCACCAGUUAGCACUUAACCAGAUAAAAGACACUGAAACUCUCUUGAGCUCUGUCAGGAAUGAUCUGAAUAAAUUCACCAAAGAAUUUGAGACGUAUAAAGAAGAUGUUGAUGAAAGAAUAGAGAAAAUUCAAGAAAAAUCCGUAGUAUUCGAAGAGUCUGAUCAUAAUGAAGUCCAUGUCAAGCUCCCAAGAAAUCCUGAGGAGGAGAUUGAUAAGAAAGAGACUCCUCUUUCGAUGUAUGAUCAUAGGUAUAAUACCAGGGAUGAUACUAAGGGAGAGAACUCUCCCCUCCCUCAGAUACCUGAAGAUCCUAUAAUUUCUGUCCAAGAGUCUCUUGAGAAGAGCAUUCAGAAGAAGUCUUGAGAAAGUUCUGAAGUAUCCGAGGUACUCAAAACCGAAAGAGUAAGGUCAGGUUCACCAAGGAAGGAAUCCCCCAAAAGAGGGAUGACCUAUUCCUCGGAGAAUUCGCAGACCCUCAACUCUAAGUCUGUCAGUAAGGUAGAGAGUACCUUUAACAAAAGCCUAUUAGAGCUGAAGGUAGCUCUUCAGGAAUUCACUAAAAAGGUAGACAUCAUAAAAUUUCAAGUCAGGGAAAACUCCAGAGAAAUUGAUUUCAACCGUCAUAAGAUCUUUUCGCUUCUGAAGAAUGGCAAGAAUAGUUCAAUAAUUAAAGAAAGCGUCAAUGCGAGCUUUAAACAAGGAAUGAAGGAACAUGAGAGAGCAUCAGCUAUGACUUCUAAGAACAUAGCCAACCUCUUUGGGAGGCUCAAUAAUCCAGCAGACAUGAAGCCAAAUUCAAAGCUGUUCAGUUUGAAGUCUGGUGUAGGUAGAGUUAUGAAUAAGACAGUGCAAAAACAUCCAUUUAGUGGGUUCACUGUGAAUAAAAUACAGUCAAAAUUCAGACCAAGUGAUGAAGAAGUAACCUCCUUCUUCUCAGAAAGUAUCCCUGAUGAAGAAAAAGAUCAGAUUGAAGAAAAACCUGAAAGAGAGGACUCAUUGUUUGAUAAGAAGUAUUCGUUAGAUUCCAAGACAGACCUUAAGAAAAGGAAUCAAUCUGUAGCCGAGAGCUAUAGAAAAGUUGCGAAAAGAAAAAACAAACAUAGCACUCAGAUUGAGCUGAAUGAAUACAUGAACGGCAAGGAUGAGAUUUAUAAACAAGCCAAGUCAGUAAAUAGGAAGAAAAUAAACCUUGACAUCCCUAACAUGAAUGAGAAGGAAGAGACUCUGGUACAUAACAAGAGCCAGAGAAUAUCUAAUCUGACAUUACCUAAGGUAUCUACGAAAUCGAUCAUGAGAGUUACCCCCUCCCAUUUGAAACCUUUCAAGGUUUCUUAUGAAAACCUUCAGUUUUCAAAUACUUCAACUAGUCAUCUUCAUAAAGUGAAGGCUGCAGGAAAUACUUUCAGAUAGGUUGAGACUUAUGAAGUAUCCUUCAAGAUAAUUCCAUCUUAAAGCUUGUGCAUUUUUAU
Molecule: messenger RNA, 2753 nt
Organism: Moneuplotes crassus
Lineage: Eukaryota; Ciliophora; Spirotrichea; Euplotida; Euplotidae
Source: the annotation of a GenBank genome assembly